GCAAGAAUGAGCCGACGAUAUUUAGGCCGACAACACCUCUUUGAAGUUUGACCUGAAAUUAUUUAUGUAUAUACUGUAUCUAGAAAGCUAAAUUCUAUAGUUGAAUAUUUCGAUGAAGACUAGCAGGGCCAUACAUUACUAGAAUAAUAAAAAUUUCGCUGGCGAUCAUGAAUGAAUGAAUGAAAAAGACCGAAGCAGUAGCUGCACAAUGACAAUGAACAUGGAAACGAGUAAAAAAGCAACUUUUGCAGACUUUAAGUUGUUUGUGUCAAAUUGGUACGAUGAACACAUACCCAUCAAUAUGCUGAAAGUAUUAUUCAAGGACCAUGUAGAAAAUACUUUUGCAUUACAUAUUUCUUCUAAGACAAUAACCUUAAUGAAUAUGCUGAUAACAUCUGGAAGUUUGAGUCCAACAGACCUCACUCUCCUCUAUGAUACUAUUAAGGCAACAAAGCAGUUUGGUCUGGAACAAGAAAUUCAAAAUGAAAUGCCAUCAUUUCAACUUGCCAAAAAUAUCAGGGAUAACGUAAUUACAAAAUUCACAGUGCAUCGGCAAAGACUUGUAAAGCUGGGAAUGGCGCUCACUCCAAGUGAUGUACAAAAGAUCAGUGAUCUGUGUGAAGUAAAACAUACAGAUAGCUGGAGUUUGAUUAUGGAUCUAGAACACAACAUGGUCAUUUGUGAAGAGGACAUGACAGCAUUCAUUGAAAAGUUGAAGAAACAUAAACUCUACCAAGCCGUGAAAGCUCUAACAGAAGACAUUCCAACUCCAAAGUCAUCUUCAAACACAAAACAACCAAGAGACAUUCCGAAUACACCUUCAAACUCAGGGAAUAGAUUUGGUGAAGACAUUCCAAAUGCAUCUUCAAACUCAGGAAAUAGAUUUGGUGAAGAUAUUCAACUGACAUUAACCCAGCGGAAGCGGAAAAAAAGAGAAAGUGAUGAAGAGGAUGGAUCAUCUGAAAUGGAUCCCCUUUAUUUAGUUAAUCAACUCACAAAAAAUAGGGACAAUAUGAAAAUAAAAGAUAUUGAAGAGAUUUCAUCAAAAGUUGAAGAGCUUCAUAAUUAUUUCAAGAAUAUGUCUAUAAGAUUAAAGGGAACAGCAAAUGGAUCUAUAGUAUUUCAUCUAUCUGUAUAUGAUCCAAAUGCUUUGAUGAAUCUAUUUGAAAUCAAUUUUAGUGGGGAACUUAUCAAAGAUUUGGCUCAAAUAUUAGUCCAAGAGAAACAUCAGCAGGAGUUCUUGGAUGAAUGGAUGACAUGCAUCGAUGAAAAUGAAUACAAAUCUGCACUCACAAAGCUGCAAGGAAAUGGUCAAUGCAGUUCAAUGUUUAGUAUCAUAAGUGAUGAUAUUGACUGGGAGAAAGAACUGAUAAAGGACUUAAACCGAAUAAGACCAGAAUUAAAGUUCACCAUCAUGAAGAAGUGGCGAGUAACCAAGCCGCAAACUAUUGAUCAUUUAAUAGGAGAAGGCAGGAAAAUAAUCAUUGCAUUUUCAGCAAGACCACUGAUGGAUUAUUCCAAGUAUGCUGCACACAGUGUUGUUAUAGAAAUGCUGGAGGCAAAAACACUUGAUGAUGCUAAGAUAAUACCAGUCAAGAUAUCGGAAGAUGCUAUUGUACCAUCUGAGUUUGAAUUAUUCACAUCGUUGAAUUUUUGGGAAAAAAAAUUCAUUGAUAAAUUAUUAGAAGGUUGUGGUGCAGACAGUAAGUCUGUUGUAUUCCAUCUUUCUGUGUCUGAUGCUAAUGCACUGGAAAAUCUACGAGAUAUACAUUUGAGUGGUGACCUCAUCCAAGAUUUGGCGGGAGUAUUAGUGCCAGUAGAUCAACAGGAGGAGUUUGUUGAGAGAUGGUCAUCAGGAUUAGAUGAGAAGCAAUACCAAGCUGCUCUGAGUAGGCUGAAGGCAAAAGGCGGCUCAUAUCAUCUCUGUAUCGUAAGUGACGACAUAGAGUGGGAAAAUAAGUUGAUGGAGGACUUACAACACAAGAGACCAGAAUUAAAGUGCACCAUUUUGAAAAAAUGGAAGCCUGAAACUAUUAAUAAUGUAGUAAUAGAGAGCAGAAGAAUUAUUAUUGCAUUUUCACCAAAACCAUUGACUGAAUAUUCUAAAUAUGCUGCACACAGUGUUGUUAUAGAAAUGCUGAAAUCAGAAACACUUAAUGAUGCUAAGAUAAUACCAGUCAAGUUAUCAGAAGAUGCUGUUGUGCCAUUUGAGUUUGAAUUAUUCACUAUCAUCAAUGCCUGUGAAGAAAACUUUGUUGACAAGGUUCUGCAAGAUUUAGAUGAGUGUGAGACAGAAAGUGAGACACAUGGUGUACCAUCCCCUGCCACCUUUAAAGAUACUUCUGAACAGUUAUCAAGUGAAGAACAGAAGACACUGCUUUUGGGAUCAAGUGAAACAAUAAUCAUGGAGACUCAAAAAAGUGACAUGCCUGAUGUGCCAUCCAUUAUGACCUUUAAAGGGUCAUCUGAAAAAUUGUCAAGUGAUGAAAUCAAGACACAGCUAGAGGGAACAAGUGAAACUAUAACAGAGAUUCAAAAAAGUGACAGGCCUGAUGUGCCAUCCACUAUGAGCCUUGAAGGAACAUCUGAAGAACUGUCAAGUGAUGAAAACAAGGCUCAGCUAGUGAGACCAAGUGAAAGUCAAUCUGACGUAAUAACUUCUGAAGAUUUUCAAUUAACUUAG
Messenger RNA from Anneissia japonica, 2683 nucleotides. RefSeq lists its product as uncharacterized. The record is from RefSeq and is a predicted model, not a curated record. The transcript is spliced from 14 exons. NCBI's taxonomy places the organism in Eukaryota, Metazoa, Echinodermata, Crinoidea, Comatulida, Comatulidae. Bases 176 to 2683 code for a protein of 835 amino acids.